Molecule: messenger RNA, 932 nt
Organism: Annulohypoxylon truncatum
Lineage: Eukaryota; Fungi; Ascomycota; Sordariomycetes; Xylariales; Hypoxylaceae
Product: vacuolar protein sorting-associated protein
Exons: 3
Coding region: 142-747 (201 amino acids)
Biological process (GO): retrograde transport, endosome to Golgi; intracellular protein transport
Cellular component (GO): retromer complex; endosome
Source: RefSeq, a predicted model, not a curated record
GAAACGGUGCUGCCUACUAAGACGCAAUUCUUCCUCUGAUACGAUUAAGCAAGGCAUAGCUUUUUUUUUCUUUAGACCGGGACGUACGGUACACAUCAUAGACACACACAGAGAUCUUUAAUAUCCUUCAAUAUACAAACAAUGGCCUUCCUCAUCCUCGUAAUCGGGGAUCUUCACAUUCCCGACCGUGCCCUCGAUAUACCACAAAAGUUUAAGAAGCUCCUCUCUCCCGGGAAGAUCGGACAGACGCUCUGCCUCGGCAACCUGACGGACAAGCCCACAUACGAAUACCUGCGAUCGAUCGCGCCCGACCUAAAAAUCGUCAAAGGCCGCUUCGACGUUGAGGCCGCCUCCCUCCCCCUAUCGCAGGUGGUGACGCACGGAUCUCUGCGCAUCGGGUUCGUGGAAGGAUUCACGCUUGUAUCGACGGAGCCAGACUUGUUGCUGGCCGAGGCGAAUAAGCUGGACGUGGACGUGCUGUGCUGGGGAGGUACCCACCGCUUCGAUGCUUUCGAGUACAUGGACAAGUUCUUCGUGAAUCCCGGCAGCGCCACGGGAGCCUACACGACAGGCUGGACUAAGGAGGGCGAAGAUAUGGUGCCUAGCUUCUGUCUGAUGGAUGUUCAAGGUAUAUCACUCACACUCUACGUCUACCAGCUGAGAAAAGAUGCGAAUGGGGUGGAGAACGUCGCCGUAGAGAAGGUGACUUACACAAAACCUGUAGAGCCCACAGGAGGGUCAUCGUAAUUUUAAGAAGAGGCUAUUUAGAUUAACAAGUUCUCCGAGAGUCAACUGAUGAACCAGAACACGAUGUACUCCUACGAUACAUAGGAGCAGGUUUAUACCCUUGAUUAAUGAAACGACCCAACAUUAACAAGUUGGCAGACAAACGAAGAAGACUUGAUUUGGUAUCCUGUGCACUCCUAAAGAGU